Messenger RNA from Cokeromyces recurvatus, 540 nucleotides. RefSeq names its product ribosomal L27 protein-domain-containing protein. Lineage: Eukaryota; Fungi; Mucoromycota; Mucoromycetes; Mucorales; Mucoraceae. Bases 29 to 496 code for a protein of 155 amino acids. The transcript is spliced from 3 exons. Gene Ontology annotation, biological process: translation. Gene Ontology annotation, molecular function: structural constituent of ribosome. Gene Ontology annotation, cellular component: ribosome; mitochondrial large ribosomal subunit. The record is from RefSeq and is a predicted model, not a curated record.
UUUUUUUUUUUUUUGUUACAUAUAAGCUAUGUCAUUACUGAAUCGUACAUUUUCACAAUUCAACACAACGACAAUUAAACAUAAUUUAUGGUCAAGUACAAUAACGAGACCUAUUCUUUCACCUAUAAUUAAAAAUACACCAGAAACCACUCAGGUGCGUUGGGCAACAAAGAGAUCCGGAGGUUCGUCACGUAAUGGUAGAGAUUCAGCAGGUAGAAGAUUAGGUGUAAAAAAAUUUGGAGGACAAGAAGUGAUUCCUGGAAAUAUUAUUUUACGUCAGCGAGGAACAAAAUUUCAUCCCGGUGAUAAUGUUGGUAUGGGUAAAGAUCACACAUUAUAUGCACUUGAAUCUGGAUUUGUUCACUUUUAUAAAGAUCCACAACAUCCUAAGCGACGAUAUGUGGGUGUAGUUUUUGAUCGUCAGGUAACACUUCCUAUUCCAAUGGAUCAACCAAAACCGCGAAAAUUUGAUUUAAUUGAUUUAACUGCUUUAUAAUGAAUAAAAAAAAAUGAUAUAUAGAAGAUGUAUAUAUAAUGGAA